Molecule: messenger RNA, 1145 nt
Organism: Jaculus jaculus (lesser Egyptian jerboa)
Lineage: Eukaryota; Metazoa; Chordata; Mammalia; Rodentia; Dipodidae
Gene: Acot8
Product: acyl-CoA thioesterase 8
Exons: 6
Coding region: 70-1032 (320 amino acids)
Biological process (GO): fatty acid catabolic process; acyl-CoA metabolic process
Cellular component (GO): peroxisomal matrix
Molecular function (GO): fatty acyl-CoA hydrolase activity
Source: RefSeq, a predicted model, not a curated record
CUGCUUCGUAUCACUCUCCGCGUGUCCUGCAGUGGGAAGACUCUUCCGGCCGGCAAGUCUGUCCUCAGCAUGUCCACGCGGAGGGCUCCGGGGGAUAAACAGGGAGACGGUGACCGCCACGAUCCUUCCGGGGACCUCCGUAGCGUCCUGGUCACCAGCGUGCUCAACCUCGAGCCGCUAGAUGAGGAUCUCUUCAGAGGAAGGCAUUACUGGGUGCCCACCACCCAGCGGCUCUUUGGUGGUCAGAUCGUGGGCCAAGCCCUGGUGGCGGCUGCCAAGUCUGUGAGUGAAGAAGUCCACGUGCACUCCCUGCAUUGCUACUUUGUUCGGGCAGGGGACCCAAAGGUGCCAGUGUUGUACCAUGUGGAGCGAACACGAACAGGGGCUAGCUUCUCAGUGCGCUCUGUGAAGGCCGUGCAGCAUGGCAAGCCCAUCUUCAUCUUCCAGGCUUCCUUCCAACAGAUGCAGCCCAGCCCUCUACAGCACCAGUUUUCCAUGCCUGUUGUACCGCCACCAGAAGAGCUGCUGGACCACGAAACUCUCAUUGACCAAUAUUUAAGGGACCCUAACCUCCAAGAGAAGUACCGGGUGGGGCUGAACCGAAUUGCUGCUCAGGAGGUACCUAUUGAGAUCAAGCUGGUCAACCCCCCAGUCCUGAGCCAGCUGCAGAAACUGGAGCCCAAACAGAUGUUCUGGGUGCGUGCCCGGGGCUAUAUUGGGGAGGGCGACAUCAAGAUGCACUGCUGUGUGGCCGCUUAUAUCUCUGACUACGCCUUCUUGGGCACAGCACUGCUGCCCCACCAGUUGAAGUACAAGGUGCACUUCAUGGUCUCGCUGGACCACUCCAUGUGGUUCCAUGCCCCCUUCCGAGCUGACCACUGGAUGCUCUAUGAGUGUGAAAGCCCCUGGGCUGGUGGUUCUCGAGGGCUGGUGCAUGGGCGACUGUGGCGUCGGGAUGGGGUCCUGGCUGUAUCCUGUGCCCAGGAGGGCGUGAUCCGGUCAAAGCCUAGGGUCUCAAAGAGCAAGCUAUAGCCAGAGAUGCCAGCUUGGCCUGGGCCUUCAAGGACUUCCUUUCUCCCACCAUUUUUGAGGCAGAGAGCUGGGCCUCCUGCCUCUCAGAUCCAAUAAAGAGAGCUAAUACUGGA